GGUAAACAUUACUGCCCUUGUUUUCUGCACGUAAACAUGCGGUAGUUGAUGAGUCACUUCAUAUCUGUUUUGAUUACCAAGCUCGUUACAUUCAAGUAUUUGCAAGGACUGCCUUCUAAAGAGAAAUAUCGAAAGAUUUGAAUUGUGCUGAAAAUGCCAUUAUAGGAUUGUAAACCUUUAAAGAAAACAAGAAAAGAUACCACUGAGAAACCCAACAACAGUAAGUCAGUGCAAAUAGAAUGUCGGUGAACUUCCAUGAAAACCCGAUAGCUAUGGAUACGGAGGAGGAUGACGAUAUCCACAUCAUUCCUCUUACGGAUAUCGAGGUUGUCAAUCAUGUUUCUCAGAACGAAGUGAAACCUCGCGCUGUUAAUAUGGCAGUUAGACGUCGUUGGCAACGGGUAAUCAGAAAAGCUACGAGCCAAAAAGAUCCAUGGGCUGAUUUCCAUCUGGAGACAUUUAAGGAGGAGAAGGCUAAGCGGUUUCGAUACAACGCCUUAGAUCAAACUUGGGUUGUGGACAUGGUUUACGUGAAGAUGGCCGAUGUGCCUUUUGCAAAUGGAGCUAUGAGGGAAUGCUUCCGAAUGAAAAAGAUAUCAAAUAUGAGCAGAACAAAGAACUGGAAACACAGCGGUAAUUUCGUUUCAAAACGCUACAUGGCAUCAGUAGAGCGUGAUGUCUACUUUAACGAUGUCAGACUACAGAUGGAUGCAAAACUGUGGGCAGAGGAAUACAAUCGGCAUCAUCCCCCUAAACCGAUUGACAUAAUGGCGAUGUCGAUCUUAGAGUUCAAAAACAGGCCAGGCAGCCCUCUUUACCAUAUUGAGAACUUCAUUGAGGGUGACUACAUUAAGUACAACUCAAACUCCGGGUUUGUGCGAGACGAAGCAUUGAGACUAACUCCACAGGCCUUCAGUCAUUUCACCUUUGAGAGGUCAGGUCAUAAGUUAAUUAUUGUUGAUAUUCAAGGCGUGGGGGAUCUUUGGACUGAUCCGCAAAUCCAUACAUCUAACGGCACGGAAUAUAACGACGGAAACCUGGGAACGAAGGGCAUGGCAUUAUUCUUCUUUACCCAUACUUGUAACACCAUCUGCAAAACUAUGAACAUGACACCAUUUGAUAUACACUCUUCAGAAGUAGCUGACCACUCUAAAUACGUUGAUUUGCAGAAAAAUUCAUCAACAGUCUGCAGUGGUGAAGAGGAACCUGUAUUUCGCCCUCGUGCUCGUAAAUCUAUCACUCCUCUCGAUAUGACCAAGUUCAUCGUGCGAGAAAUUAGAGAACGUCAUAUUUCAGAAUGCUCUGAAGAAAGUAAUGAGGAUAUGGAAAUGAAAUUUGAGAGACGAACAUCUUCGGACAGCAACCGGUCUGUGUCGGAAAGUUCCGAUUCCAUAGGAGAUCUCCCAACCCGAUUCAACAACUCCAGACCAAUUAUUGACAAGAGACGGGCGUUGAGAUACGGUGCGUCUAUCUGCUUCGCUACACCGGCGUCUCCAGAAGAGGUUUGCAUGCCGUCUCCGCUUGCUGAGAUCUCUGACGAGGAAAGCGCUGAUUACAAUGACGAGGCAGACCAUGGUAACAUACCGAGGAAUCGAGUUCAUACAACUUCUGAAGGUGAUUCCAUGACACGGGAAAUGAGAAAGCAGAAAGAAGAAGAAGCAGCUGCUUAUUUCAAACGCAACAUGAAAGCGCGUGCAUCCUGUGUGAAUUUGGAAAUGCACUUGCGUAUGCGUGCAAACAUGAAAAAGUCGGAUGACUCCAUUUUAGGCAAGAUUCAUUUGGAUAUGGCACGUUAUCAUGAGAUUGGACGAUUCGCUGAGAGUGAAAAUGAACGAAACAUGGACGCUGCCCUCUACCACCUGGAACAGGCUGCCCUCUGUGGCUCGCUUGAAGCCAUCAUUAAUCUUGCGAAAAUACAUCUACAACUCCCUCAUGAUAUUCUGGAAGAUUUUACAGUUAGUGACACACCUGCAAAUCAAGAUAAGGGACUGGACUUCAUGGAGCAGGCAGCAGACGCUCGCGACAGGGCAUCUCAGAUUUACAUGGCCAGGGCAUUCGAUACUGGCAACGGCCUAGGAACACAAAGAGAGAAGGAUUGGGAUGAGGCUCUGCAUUGGUACUCGGCAAUCACCGAUUCCCCGCAAGAAGAUGAUUCUGGAGGAUUUGACGCAGUCAACGAAACACCCUUGUACCAACUUUUAGCAAGAGAAGCAGAAAUAUACCGCGAGGGUGGUUUUGGAGUGGAGAAAGACCCUUCACGAGCUGGUGAUUUGUUUAAUGAAGCAGCAGAAGCUGCAAUGACUAGUAUGAAAGGACGCCUAGCUAACAAGUACUAUAUGCUUGCUGAGGAAGCCUACUCGGAGGUCGAGGAAGAGUGAAGCGGUUGUUAUGACGUCACCAAACACCUGGAAUGGGUAGAUAAUUUACAGGUGUGUUGGACAAGGAACACAGGAUACAAAUCAAGUGAGGUUACAGGUGACAACAUUUGCAAGCAUUGUACACUUCACUAUGACAUUUGUACGUAAAGUAAUGGUGGUGUUAGAUCCUUGUUAUUAUUAUUAUGCAAACUGCCAUUAAUAAUGAUAGUCUCUUAUAGGCGGUUGUUUUGUUCAUUGUACUUUGCCGUCUUCCAUUACAAUUCUAAUUUCUUUACUCCUUUGUCUAUAAAAAUUAAGUUACCGCAAAAAACAAAUUCAGAACAUAUCUUUAGAAAAAAAAAAAGGGUAUAAUUUUAAACAAAAAUAAAAUAAAAAGCACAAAAUGAAUAUCAGUUUUUUUAUUGUUGCUUAAAUACAGGAUGGAAAUUUUUUGAAGAAAGCUAUUUGUAAUAAUGUAUAUGUAUGUACUGUGCUUUAGUUUAUGUAUGUUGUAACUUUUGUUUAUGUAUGUUAAAACUCUUGUGUAUGUAUGUUACUGUUAUAAUUUUUGUUUAUGUAUGUUGUAACAUAUUAGUCAUCUAUGCUCACCUAUGUCUAAAAGCUGCUAACAAGGUUGGUACCAAGCUCUUUCUUGUUUGGCAUUAGCUACAAAACCCUAGAAAUUUAACUUCUGCAGGUUAACAAAAUAAUGUCUUUAUUUUGAUCAACAAUGUAACAUGGUAAACAAGUACUUGUUUUUGGUUUCUAUACACCGAUCCAUUUACAGUGAUUUAUCCCCGCUGCAGAUGCCUAGCAAAGAGCUUCCAUCUGGGGAUUCUCGCACAUAUAUAAAUAUUAAAAUUGUAUCUACAUACAGUAUUUUUUUGUCGUAAUCUAUUAGAAUUUGCGCAAUAAUAUGGACAUGACGUGUGUGGGGAACCCCAAGAAGACCCCCAGCAUUGGCGGUGGAUAUAGAGGGUGCCUUUUGAGAACAUCUUAUUGGAUUUAUGUAUAAGCUGACAAGUUUUGAAUUUUACUAGGAUAUAUUAACAUUCCAUUCAAGUGUAAUAUUGGCAUACAAGUCAAUAAGGUCAAACAGUUUUGGUCAUUGCAAGGCAAUGUGUGUAAACCUCAUACAAACGGUUACCAGUGCAUCUUGUGUAUGUACCACUAUCUAUGAACGUACGUUGAUUAUGCAUUGAAGCAUGGCCAUUCAGCUUUGGUUUCAGCCCAGUGGGUGAGCCCAAAGAUCAGACACUCCAUUUGCAUCAGUGUUUGCUAUUUAUUUGUAUACCUGCCAACUUUGCUGGCAUCUAAUUUAUGAGGCAAAAAAAAAUUAAAUUUGUGUUUAGCGCCCUCUAUGAAAAAUUCACGAAAUCUAGCGCCCUCUAUGUUAACUAUUUUAAAAUUUUAAUGGUGGAACUGCUACCGAUUACAGUCAUCAGUCAGUAUAGCUAUAUGGCCUAUAUUUGCAUUUUAAUGGCAAAUUCACUCCAUUUUUAUGAAUUUUAGUGUAUAAUUGGCCUAUACAUAUUAUCUUUAUUAAAAUUUUUAUGAUGUAUGAGAUAAUACAACCUAGGCGUGAGACUAGAAGUAGAUGCUCGUGCUGCCAGGUGUAUAUUUGUGGGAGCAAGAUUCGUCAUAAUCAUCUUCAUCAUCAUCAUCAUCCAGUGGUGGCUCCAGAAAUUUGCCAACAAGGUGUCCGACAGGGGGUACGAAACAAGUUGCUGACUACAGGCUCAAUCAGGAUUGUAUGACCCAAAUUGUGCUUUUAGACCACAGUAUUGGGGUUGGCAAUCAAAAUAACGUUAUUUUGAUAGGCAAAUUAUUAUUUUUGGUCCAACAACUUUGUUGUGUUGUCGGAUGACUGGGACCCAGGCCUGUCCGAGUUGGGGUGGCGGGGGGGUGGGCAUUGAGGGAAUUACUGUGAUCAUCAUCAAAUCAUUACCGUAUGUCAUCACAAAUGUAUUAAUAAAAUUAUAAUAUGCGAUUUACAAAAGUAUUAAAGAAAGGUACAAUACAAUCAAAUUUUUAUACAUGAAUGAAAUAUUGUUUAUUCUUAAUUUUUCUAAUGUUUUACUGUUGUAAAGAAAUGGAUAACUUUUUAUUGUCUAUUCACAUAGAUCAGUGGUGCUAGUUACAUUACAAAGAGUAGCAUAAUUGUGACUAUCACAAAAUGAGUUGUUAGUUCAAUAUUUCUGUGUCUAGUGGAACAAGGCUGAUUUUGUGGAGGAGAGGGGUUUAUAUGAAUAACUACAGUAAUACUGUACAAUAAAAUCCAUAUCAAUUACUGUUUUAAUAAGCCUUUCUCUAGUACUUUUUGAUCUUGUAAUGUUUUUUUUUUUGUGCAAUUUUUUAGCCAUUACUCGAGGGGCAUUAUUUUAAUGUAGUGUAUACUAGAUUUAUCACUGCAUCCAGAGAUUUUAAGAUCUAGUCGAUUAGAUAAACUCCCAUGUUGUACAACAUACAAUAAAUUUUGAUAACUACUUUGCAGUUGUGAUUUAUUCAAAUUUGUGCCAAUCUUCCACCCCCUAUCUGCAUCUAAGAUUAUCUUAUAAUGUGUCUUAACUAUUAAAUCAUAAUAUUUGUAUAAUGCCUUUUUUUGUAACAAUUUGCCACUAAAAAAAGUUAAAGAAUCUUUACAGAUUCAACCAAAGAUACUAGAAACACAAGAUGGAACUCUCUAGAUUCCACAGAAAAAACUGCAUCACCGAAUUGCAUUGUGGGUAAAAAGUACUGACGUAAGUUUGUUUAUAUCCAGUGGUACACGGCUCCCCAUUAAAUGAGACACAGCUUACGUCUGGAUCUGAACUUACGUAAAUUGCCAUUACUGAAAACAGAAGGGCGCCGCAUAUGUCUGGAUCUGCGUAAAAGAUAUGAGGUGUAUCUGCUUCACUUUUGCUAUGUGAGAGUUCUCUCUUGUGUUUCAAGUAUCUUUGAUUCAACAUAACACAGUGGAGAGUACUACAGCUUAGGAAAUGCAAAAGAAAAUGAACAUACACAAGCUUUUGAAUCAAUUAUCUGCAAGUAUGCAAUACUGAAGUUGAAUCCUCAAGAGGUUUAAAAAGGGGUGGGGUGAUUUAAUUCCCCCUUCUCAGCAACUGUCAUUGGUAAUGCUAAUUGAGUACAUUACCCGUCCUAAAAGUCCUUCACAUACCUGUAAAUGUGGGCACUCUCACGGCGUCAUACAACGGUCAGCCAACAAAUCCAGCUGUGCUCCCUGUCAAUACAAGACAAGAUGAUGCCUUCUGCUGAUUAUAGGUGGCUGUCUGAACAGAGCGUCAUUAAAAACAAUCUGUCGCACGCACAUCGUCACAUGUUCUUUCCAAGGAAUCGCGUCAACUGACAACCGUCAGGUGCUGUGAGUGCAGGCUUAAGUAAAAUAACUUGUGUAUGUUCAAUUUUAACCCCACCUAAAUAUGUUUAUUUAAAAUUGAUGAGCAAGAUAUUUUAAAUAUAUUGAUUAUAGUUGAACUCUUACAAUGUUAUUUUUAUAUAUUUGAAGAAGUAUAAAGAAUGUUUAUAAUAAUUACAAUAAUUUGAUUAGAACAGUGUUCUGAAUAAUAUUGUAUGUGAUUUUCAAAAUUACUUAUUAAUAGUACUUUGAUAACUUUUUAGCAAUGACAUAUUACAUCUAUAUUUAAUUUCAGUUUUCUUAAUUGAUAUUCUAAUAUCUAUUUCUAAAUUCAGUAAACUCAAUUAUACAUAUUAAUAUAAUUAUAUUAAGUCUUUAUUGAAUGUUUGUCUAAAAAAAUCUCAAUUUACUUUAGUGAAAUUUUAUGUACUAAGUAGCAAGUUGACUCUUCCUCUUCCUCUAUAAAAUAUUUGUUAAUUAUUUAACAAAAAUGAUCGGUUGUUUCUUUGAUAAAGUAACCCACUAGGGCUAUACAUACUUGUGGAAACUCGCUUCAUAUGAAUUUUCAUAAAUAUAUAUGUUUUCAACUGAUAUUUUAAAUUCUAAAAUAUUAGUGAUAAUCAUAAAUGUACAGUUUUAAUUUCCUGUUAUUUGUAUUUUUCUGAUCUCUGAAAUCAAGACGAGGUUGAACCACAUAUUCUUGAUUGUUAUUGUGAUGUUUGUUAUGAUUCUAUUGCCAAACACUGUGUACUGUGUUAUACACAGAAACCAGUACUUGUUUAGUGUCUUACUAUGUUUUACAUUUCUUUUUAUCGAUUCUGUAUAAUUAAGGUUAGCGAGAACAGAACGUUGAUUUAACGAGGUAUUGUGUGACUUUCUUUGCUAUUUCAGAUGAAUAAAUGGGAAUACAAACAAAA
Molecule: messenger RNA, 6629 nt
Organism: Anneissia japonica
Lineage: Eukaryota; Metazoa; Echinodermata; Crinoidea; Comatulida; Comatulidae
Product: eukaryotic elongation factor 2 kinase-like
Exons: 14
Coding region: 240-2378 (712 amino acids)
Biological process (GO): protein phosphorylation
Molecular function (GO): calmodulin binding; calcium ion binding; elongation factor-2 kinase activity
Source: RefSeq, a predicted model, not a curated record